This is a messenger RNA of Chanos chanos (milkfish), 2157 nucleotides long. Its product is annotated as homeodomain-interacting protein kinase 4-like. The record is from RefSeq and is a predicted model, not a curated record. Bases 1 to 2157 code for a protein of 718 amino acids. The transcript is spliced from 3 exons. Gene Ontology annotation, molecular function: ATP binding; protein tyrosine kinase activity; protein serine/threonine kinase activity. NCBI's taxonomy places the organism in Eukaryota, Metazoa, Chordata, Actinopteri, Gonorynchiformes, Chanidae. Gene Ontology annotation, cellular component: cytoplasm; nucleus. Gene Ontology annotation, biological process: peptidyl-serine phosphorylation; peptidyl-threonine phosphorylation.
AUGGCAGAUAUUUAUUCUGAGACCGAAGUUUAUCACACUUUGGACGUGAUUGGAAAAGGCACGUUUGGCAAAGUUUUAAAGUGCUGGAGGGGGAGUGACGGUGAAUUGGUAGCGGUAAAAGUUAUGAAAAGCGACGCUCAUAAAAGUCGAGUGAUAAAGAACGAAUUGAAACUAAUUGGUGCCCUUUCCAAAACAAACUUGGAAAAUAGCCAUAUAGUUCAAUUUUACGAAGCUUUCCGAGACCAAAGUCAUCAUUACUUGGUGUUCGAAAUGCUGGAGAAGAAUUUGUAUCAGUUUCAGAAGGAAAAUGGUUACAGGCCUCUGUCAAUCCUGAACAUCCGAACCAUCACCUGUCAGAUUUUAAGGGCUUUGGUGAAACUUAAAGAACUGGGCAUCAUCCACGCGGAUCUAAAACCUGAAAACGUCAUGAUCGUGGACCAGCUUCGCUAUCCUUUCCGUAUCAAGCUGAUCGAUUUUGGCUCCGCUAAUAUUUUCAAUGAAGUUCGUUUUGUAAAGGAUCCGUACAUCCAAUCCAGGUUCUACAGAUCUCCUGAGAUAAUCCUGGGUCUGCCAUUCUGUGAAAAAGUGGACAUGUGGUCUCUUGGCUGUGUGAUGGCAGAGAUGUUCCUUGGUUGGCCUCUUUACCCAGGAGAAUCUGAAUUUGAUCAGAUAUGCAAUAUCUGUGAGACCCAAGGGCUCCCUCACCCUCACCUGCUUAACUCAGCCAGCAAGACCAACCUUUACUUUCAGCUUGUGAGAAAUAACUGUGGUGGAAUCACUUGGCAGCUGAAACCUAAGAGGAAUACAUGCUCAGGUACAGCCACAAAGCUGACACAAGGUAAAGAUGGAACAUCAGAGCGGCGUAAAUACAUCUUCACCUCCCUGGAUAAUCUAUGCAGCAUAAAUGUCACUGAGCGAGACCCGACAUUUCAUCCUGAGGACCUGGUAGCAGAGACGGUGGACAAGGAGUUUAUGGUGGGGCUCAUUAAACGAAUGCUGACACUGGAUUCACAUCAGAGGAUCAACCCUAGCUCGGCCCUGCGGCACCACUUUAUGACCAUGCAGCACCUGUGCAUUGACUCAGACUCCCAACACUAUUACCAAAUGUCCCUGCAAGCCCUUCAAAAAGCCCUGAUUCUUGGGAGAGCAGGAAACACUGCCAUGACCUGUUAUCCAACAACAGAGCAACAGAGCUUGGCACAUGGCAAGGAAACUGGUGCACCCUGGGCUGAACAAGUUCACAUCCACAAGAGCACAGAUACCUACCAAGCCUGUUUAGAUGGAGACCACUUCCAGAGAAAAGCUUGUAUAGAAGCAAACUACAUUCAGGAUGCCCAUACAGACACCUAUCCACCAUGCAUUGAAGGAUACCAUGCCAACAACCACAGUGAGACUUGCACAAUUGAGAAACCAGCAGAAAGGACCCUGCAGCACAAUCCAUCCGCAGGCCUAGUCCAGAGCACAACUGAACAGUUGGAGAAUCUCUGUCUGAAGGCAGGGGCCAACCAGGAGCCCAGUGCUGUGGUCUGGCCAGAGACAAAAAUGACUGACUUACAUGUGCCAGCUGAGGUAGUUCCUAAAAUCAAAGCUUGUCAGCCAUUCUGUGACAGCAACCUGCCAGACAGUGUGGAGGGUUUGCAUAUGCCCUGGUCUUGUGAUGGAGAUGACUCUUUGACCAGCUCUAUGCUGGCAUACAUUAACAGCCUAGAGGGUGGCCAGCAUGGUCCAAGGCUUAAGGCUGCACAUCGUUCUUGCUCUGGCCCCACCAGUGGUCCACAAAAUGAGUCUUUUUUCCAAGAGAACUCUGGAAACCCACAAGGAAUCAAACAGGCCCAGCUAGCUCCUCACACACUACUUAACUCAGACCUGUGCCCUGCUGGGGAUCUCUUUAAUUCUUCAGACAUUCUUACUGCUGAUGGACUGCUAAGCCCUCAAGACUUAACAGACCAGAUAGAGCAAGCUGGCCAGGCUCUUUGCAACUAUGCAGAAACAGAGGGUGUCCACUUUGUUCCAUAUGAGCAAGAAGUCUGCCCGUGCCCUCAUACCCAAUGGCCCAGAGUCAUUAACUGGACCUCAGACCCAGAGGUGGUGCCAUUGCUGCACUAUGGGCCUUCUGAUUGUUCUAGCACCAGCCAGGAGAACUUCCUCCAGUACUGA